Molecule: messenger RNA, 517 nt
Organism: Paramecium sonneborni
Lineage: Eukaryota; Ciliophora; Oligohymenophorea; Peniculida; Parameciidae
Source: the annotation of a GenBank genome assembly
AUGAUAAAAAGUAAAAACUUGCAUCAAAUAAUCAAUGAAUAGAUCUUUCCUUAAUUCUUGCUUUUCUAUAAAUAUAACUUACGUUAACAGAAUUUAUGUUAAUACUCCUUUUUCUAUUAAUUAUUACUCUCAUUAUUUAUUUUAUACAUUUUUAUGUCAUCUUGCACUAUAGCAUCUACUGGAAUUGAAGGUUUAAUGACAUAGUUAAGUACUUGUAGCUUAUAAAACACAUUUAGAUCAUAGUAAUUAGCAUUAAAGGGAUAAAAAUGUGCUUGGUAAUAUAAUUAUUAAAAUCUAGACGUGAUACUAAUCAAUUUGAUUCUGGUGUAAAAUAUAAUACUUUUCUUAUCUUCUGCUGUUGUCAGAAGAGUUAGUAAUUUAUGUUGUUCUUCUAGAUAAAGUUCAUAUUAAGACCAUAGAGAACAAUAAUGUAUCACUGAUAGUAGUAGCAAUAUAUUUAUAUGGAAUACAAUUCUAACUACCCGCAUUGUAAAUUCCAGAUCUUGUUUAUUAAUGA